AUGGCCGAGUCUGCGCGCAAAAGGCAGCGUCUCCCCCCAGAGCGUGACUUUCAGCAAACACCUACCAGCAAUGCGUCUCUCCAACCCACAACGCCGUUCCGCCGUGCCAUAAGUUCGGGCCCCACUCCAGGAAGCAAAAGGACGCCCAUUGCUCGCACACCAGGAACGGGCGUGACUCCUCGGGGCGGUCCAGCAACCCGUCCUCUGCCGUCGCGAAGGAUUGCGCCAACUACCCCUCAUGCGAUAAGAGCGCUGAGAGAGCGAGCCAAUGCGGCGAGGACACCAGGGAACAACCGCAGACGAAGCGGGCGCAUACAACGGGAGACGCCGCGGGAUAUACUGCGCGAUCUUAGCAGAGCGCUGGCUCGUGAUACUCGUCCAGUCGAACCCUCUCCACAGGCCCUGCCUCAACGGACACGCCAUUCAGCCCUCGAUCUUCCAGACGUUGAGGAUGGUCCAAACAUGCCUGCGCCCCGGCUUUCCAUGCCCCUCGAGAACAUGUAUGACGACGACGAUAGUUUCCACAGUGCCCCGCCGCGGCAGUCUCUACUACCUGACCUACCGGACGAUGUGGAUGGCGGGACUGUACAAUCGCUCGAGUUUGGACGACGAGCCAUCAGCGAGGAUCCACGGUUCAUGUUUGGGGGAAGGCAGAGCGAGCGAUUCGGGGAUCUGAGCGAACUAGGGGCGGUGGAAGAGGAGUUCGAGGUCGACGGUACCUUCAUCAACAGACGUGCAGAUGGGCUCUUCGACCCCGCCAUCGACGACGCACUGGACGGAGAUGAAACAACAAUACAGGCAUUGACCGGUCGAAGAGAUGGACGGGGAAGCGACGUAAAUUUGGGCGUGUUUGGCGAUGGAGAGGAUGAUACAGAAGAGCCUACUUUUCGCUUCAUGAUCCCUGAGCGUAUGCGCGUACCAGCUCAAGAAGGUGCACAUACAAUACAGGAUGAGCAGGACGAGGACGAGCAAGAAUUAGAUGGAGAACCUCUGGGGCUGCCGGAUGACUACGACUCACUCAGCGGCGACGACCAGAACGAGGUCACUGCUGCUCUGAACGGCGAAGAUCCGACAGAAACCAAUGGCAUGCUAGGUUGGGAGUCAGAUCCGCCUGCAGAUGACGACGCCGAACUAGCCGCCUAUCGAGAAGAAGCAUCAGCCAUUGAUCGAAGUCUGCAGACCAAGUCACCCGAGCGAGCGGCUGCUGUUGAGCUGAAGGGUGUUCGCAAACCCAAGGAAUACAUGGUUUCUGAACACGGCAUCGGCUUCCCCUCGUUUCCCGCUGCGCCUGUCAAGAAGCUCGCUUUGAGCUUCAUGAAGUCGCAAGGAGGCAAGGCUCAGCUUAACAAAGAGACACUUGACGCGCUUGUGCACACAACCAACGACUUCUUUGCGCAGAUCAGCAUGGAUCUCGCAGCGUAUGCGCAGCAUGGUGGGCGAAAGAUGAUUGAAGAAAGCGACGUCAUCGCGCUCAUGAAGAGGACCCGUAAGACCACCAAUAAUAGUACAUCUUUUUCUCUGGCGCAGAAGAUGCUUCCCAGAGAGCUACUUCAGCAGCUGCGUAUGGAGCCUCCAGUAAAGCUGAAGGGACAGAAACGGAAACGCCUAAAUCCUAUCCGUGAGGAAGUUGAAGAUGACGACUGA
Messenger RNA from Alternaria burnsii, 1644 nucleotides. RefSeq lists its product as uncharacterized. Gene Ontology annotation, biological process: resolution of meiotic recombination intermediates; replication fork processing. Lineage: Eukaryota; Fungi; Ascomycota; Dothideomycetes; Pleosporales; Pleosporaceae. The record is from RefSeq and is a predicted model, not a curated record. Gene Ontology annotation, cellular component: Fanconi anaemia nuclear complex; FANCM-MHF complex. The transcript has 3 exons. Gene Ontology annotation, molecular function: chromatin binding; protein heterodimerization activity. Bases 1 to 1644 code for a protein of 547 amino acids.